Messenger RNA from Xiphophorus couchianus (Monterrey platyfish), 3538 nucleotides. RefSeq names its product G protein-coupled receptor 18 (gene gpr18). Gene Ontology annotation, cellular component: plasma membrane. The record is from RefSeq and is a predicted model, not a curated record. Bases 264 to 1283 code for a protein of 339 amino acids. Lineage: Eukaryota; Metazoa; Chordata; Actinopteri; Cyprinodontiformes; Poeciliidae. Gene Ontology annotation, molecular function: G protein-coupled receptor activity. Gene Ontology annotation, biological process: positive regulation of Rho protein signal transduction; phospholipase C-activating G protein-coupled receptor signaling pathway. The transcript is spliced from 3 exons.
CCACGCUCGUACUGUAAAAGGGAAUGUAAAAGUGCAGAGGCUAGAGCACACAGGAAGUGAUGAGGGGCUUUACACAGCGUGCAGUCUCGCCACCCCUGCACUCACAUCUUACAAACGCACUCACUUCCCUGUUUUGACUGUAACAGUUGAGACAUUUCGAUAAAAAGAAAUCACUUUCGCUUCACAAACCUGUUGGGGUGAACUUGUCAGGAUGUUUGUUUGAUUCGCGAUUUGACCAAUUUGAUAUCUAACGCCAACAUAACAUGAAUGUGGAUCUAAACUCCUCCAACAUGUCUGUGGAUCCUCUGGCAAUGAAGAUGGAGCAGGGCCCAGUCGAGUAUCGCAUAGUCGGCCUGGUCUUCUACAGCUUCAUCUUCGUCAUAGGAGUGAUAGUGAACCUCACUGCCUUGUGGGUUUUUGCCUUGACCACCAAGAAGAGAAACUCGGUCACCACCUAUAUGAUCAACGUGGCGCUCGUGGACCUCACCUACAUUUUGCUCCUGCCCUUCAGGAUGGUUUACUUCCAUCAGGACUAUUGGCCCUUUGGAGACAUUUUCUGCCGGAUCACAGCAGCUCUAACCAUCUUCUACCCCUGCAUGGCCCUGUGGCUGUUCGCUCUGAUCAGCACUGACCGCUACAUGGCCAUUGUUCAGCCGAAACAUGGCAAGGAGCUGAGAAACGUCCCAAAGGCUGUGGUGGGCUCCUUGGGGGUGUGGAUCAUGACUCUGGGCAGCAGCGUGCCUCUACUCUUCUCUCAGGAUGACCCCGAUCGCAUCUCCAAUUACACUACCUGCAUCAAGAUGCAAGACAUCAUCUACAUGCGCCGUGAGAAUGCGGUCAACUUCGUUAGACUCAUCUUCUUCUUCCUGGUCCCCAUCUGCAUAAUGAUUGGCUGCUAUGUCGUCAUUGUGGACAACCUAAUCCAUGGACGCACCUCCAAACUGAAGCCAAAGGUGAAGGAAAAGUCCAUCCGGAUCAUCAUCACACUCAUCGUGCAGGUGCUGGUGUGUUUUGUGCCGUUCCACAUCUGUCUGGUGCUGCGCUUGUUGGGAAACGACGAAGACGGCGGCUUCAACACGUGGGCCGUCUUCACCACUUUCCUGAUGAAUCUGAGCACGGUCUUGGACAUCAUCUUGUACUACAUUGUCUCCAAGCAGUUCCAGGACAGGGUGAUCAGCGUGAUCCUGUACAGGAACUAUCUGCGAAGCGUCAGGCGAAAGAGCCGGCACACGCACACAGGAAGCGUCAAGUCGCUGAGCAACCUAACCAGCGCGAUGAUAUGAAAGUCCGUGGCACAGAUACUGUACCAACAAUAUGCACACUAGAUGCAUCACCGUGUACUGUUUAUGUAUAAUUACCUGAAGGAUCAAGAAACUGCAAUUAAUUUUCCCGAGUGCAAUUUACACUCACAGUAUGGAAGGGCUGCUGUUGUGGCGAAAACAUCUGUGUUCAGAGCUGAUUGACUCACCCAUGAGACUUGAGUUGUUUCCAUGCCUUUUUUUUCUCUCUCUGCUAAAGAAAGCAUAUGCGGCACAGGUGUGACGUGUUCAGGUGAAAAUGUAACUGUUUGAAACAAAGCAUAGUUGUGCACAAGCAUCAGAAACCUCAAGAAAGCAUCAUGAAGAGAGGGUCUGACAUGUUCCACAGGAAGCAGCGGCGGGGUUGUUAAAGGUUGCCGCUCGGUUGCUGCACCACAUUUAACAGGUCCUUCCUCUUCAGCCUCUCAGCCCUGCGAAGGCGGAGUGAGCAAAUCUAAGCCAUGAGUGAUGUGUGAUGUCACCUGUCUGCUUUGCAAAUACACCGCACGUGUUUGACUUCUGCCAUUUCAUGUUUGUUGAGUUUAAGAUCGACCACUUGAGACAGGAGGCAAUUUCAACACCCAGCACUGACAGUAAAGGUUACUGCGAAGGUUGCUUUAAAUGAACCGACCAGGUGAUGGCAGCAUGGCACAGCUUAGACGCUAUCCACCUGCCAGAGCAACACACACACAAAGUGCUUUUAAAAACUUUUGCAGAGUUGACGGCAAAAUAAUUUUGUCUCUGUUGCGUCGCCGCAAAAUAUUUACCUUUCAUUCAUCUAGAUUCAUAAAAAAACAUUAGUACAUCAGUUUUCCAGUUAACAACAGUCAUAACGGCUUCCUCCACCAGGAAUCUGACUAAAGCGUGUUUAUGGUGCAAUGUGAAAAGUAUUGAUUAGGUGUUAAAUGAUUUAGUUGCUUGGAGUGCAUUUACAGUAACAUGCUCGAGAGAUGUCAGAGAGGCUAUUUACAAGAUUUACUGCUACCUUAACCUUUAAACAGAAAACCUUUUUCAGCACAUGGAUGUUUCAGUUUCAGAUUUCUGCAGCAGGUGAGAGAGGCAUUUUAUUCAAAAUGUCUCUCUCGUAAAAAUACGGAAGUCAGAGCAGAAUAGGGGGCAGAAGAGGCUUGCAGGCAACACCAAAAUCAACAUUUUAAGUGUUGGGAGUUGUUGCACCAACUUCAAACAUGCAAGGAGUCCAUCUAUGUUGAACAUCCAAAAUAUAUGCUAUAAAAAGAACCCUCAAAACAGAAUAACUCUCAUGCUCUAUGCUCUCUGUAGUAAAACUUGGUGACGACAACAAUAUAUUUCUGAAAUCAGUAAACCUACAUUCAAUUCCCACUCUUCUUAAUGAGCUGCCUAACAAGGCAUCACCUGAGCAAAAAUCAUUAUGAAAACCUGGUGGUCCAAAUGUUGAUUUCUGAAAUCUUCUUGAGCUAAAACUCAAGUAUUGUCUUGUUUUCAAAAGAAAAAAAAAGUUCUGAAAACAGCAUAUUUCUUAUUUGGACUUUUUGUCAUAUUCUGCAAAUAAAUACUCAAACUGAAGUUUGUCGUUAUGUUUGGAAUUUUUAGGGAAAUGGCAGUAAUUUGGAAACUAAAACAUAAUUUAAUUUAGAAAGACAGAAGUGUGCAUGAUGAAAUUUCAGAAAGUACCCCUGAACUUCAUAAGCUGUAAGAACAAAAUAGAACGUCCCGCACAUGUCUAAAAUAAAGUUUUUGAAACAAAGCAAUAGAGGUUUAGAAAACAGCAAAACAUAACUUUGAAAAAAAAAAGUAAACACUAGAAAUGGUCAGGAAACAAUAGCAUUUCCCAAACACUCCCAGUUAAAUAGUUAACAAUAAACUGAACAACACUGGAUAACUUCAAACACCUUAAACACUGGCUGCAGGUCAUUUUGUUCCUGUGCCUCUUCAGGCCCCCCACCUUACACCCAUGUGUUGCCGCUGACUGAACAUGUGCUUUCCAUUACACAUUUGUUCAUUUCUUCAUUUUGCUUAAGGGACGGUUCAGGUUUUUUUAAUGGAAGUUUGUGAAAAUAUUCUCGUAAAUCUUCCCUAACCUACAGUAAACAUGUAACAUGUGGCAGUGAGUUUGUAGAACAGUGAGAUCAGAGGGAAAGCUAACAGCCAGUCAGAAAGACAGCAUUACAAAAGUGGUUAGUAAAUGUCUUCUUGGGAGUAAUAAGGUGUUGUGCCCCAUGAAUAUAAAAAAUAUUUUUUUAGCUUAGGAUAUUUUAAAU